Molecule: messenger RNA, 1503 nt
Organism: Brachypodium distachyon (stiff brome)
Lineage: Eukaryota; Viridiplantae; Streptophyta; Magnoliopsida; Poales; Poaceae
Product: BOI-related E3 ubiquitin-protein ligase 1
Exons: 1
Coding region: 61-1194 (377 amino acids)
Molecular function (GO): ubiquitin-protein transferase activity
Source: RefSeq, a predicted model, not a curated record
CACAUCUCGCCACCCUCCCUGCUUUUGUCCUGUGGUGCUGCUCCCCACCACCAUCCAUCCAUGUGGCAUGGCAUCUCGGCCUGCCUCUUGCCCCUUUGUAUAAAAGGAUCCUCCUCUCUCUCUCUCUCUCUCUCUCUCCCAACGCAAUCCGCCCUCUUCUUGCUUGUGCCCCGUGCAGAGAGAGUUCUUCCCUGGGGCUUUCUUCCAUUUCUUCCCAUGGCCGUGCAAGCGCGUUACGCUGCCGGGUGCUUCCCCCGCGUCGUUGAUGCGGGUUACGAUGUCGACGCCGCGUUCCUGUCCGCGGUGGCGAACAACAACAACGGCUACAACCACUGCGCCGCAGCCAUGGCCAGCGGCGGCGCGCAGAGCGAGCUGACGUGCCACAACGGCGCCGGCAACGGCGUGGCGCGGAAGCGCGGCAGGGGGGAGGUGGAGGAGCAGUACGUGUCGUCGUCGUCCGCCCUGCUGCCGAUCCCUGGCAUGGUCAAGGCCGUGGCGCCUGCGCCCGCCAUGGCGUUCCGGUCGGCGGAGUCCGCGAUGACAUCAACCAGCGGCCGCCGCCCGGCUUCGGCCGCAUCGUCGUUCGCCACGGACGAGCUCGUGUCGGAGCUGUUGCGGCAGAACGCGGAGAUCGACGCGACGGUGCGUGCGGAGCUGGAGCGGAUGCGCGCCGGGCUGGAGCAGGCGCGGAAGCGGCAGUGCCUGUCGCUGGUGCGCGCGGCGUCCGCGUCCGCGGCGCGGCGGCUGAGGGAGAAGGAAGCCGAGCUAGAGGCCGCCCGCCGGCGCGCCGCGGAGCUGGAGUCGUGCCUUCGGCAGGCGGCCGCCGAGAGCCAGGCGUGGUGCGGCCUCGCGCGCAGCAACGAGGCCGUCGCGGCCGGGCUCCGUUCGACGCUCGACCACCUGCUCCUCCGCGGCGCCGCCGCCCCGGCCCCCGCCGAGGGCUUCGGCGAAUCGGACUUCAACUCCCCCGCCGGAGCCGAGGACGACGCUCAGUCCUGCUGCUUCGCGGCGCCCAAGGAGGACGCUGGCGUCUGCUCCAAGUGGGCGUGCAAGUCGUGCGGCCAGGGCGAGGCGUCGGUGCUUCUGCUCCCUUGCCGGCACCUCUGCCUUUGCAAGGCGUGCGAGCCCAGGCUGGACGCCUGCCCUGUCUGCCUCGCCACCAAGAACGCCUCCGUCCACAUCGCCAUGGACUGAUCGGAUCAGUCCCCACCCUUCGCCAAGUGCAAUGUCACAUGGCGUUUUUUUUAUCCGUCGCCCCCCCUGAUAAAUUAGCCAAUUAGGUUUAGACUAAUCGGUCGUGUUCGUUUCGUUGUUUCCGGGAGAACAGGUAGGGAUGUAGUAGGACAUGGUAAUUUCCACUGGCGUUUUGGUAAAAUUAUCGCUCAGUGGAACAUUAGUGCGAUCUCUCACCCCUGUCCUCUUUUUGGUUUGGGUAAGUAAAGGAACAGAGACAGUAGACUUCUCAAUGCAAAAGAUAUUCAGCUUUUGGUUCUUUUUUGUUUA